Molecule: messenger RNA, 978 nt
Organism: Dacryopinax primogenitus
Lineage: Eukaryota; Fungi; Basidiomycota; Dacrymycetes; Dacrymycetales; Dacrymycetaceae
Product: nucleotide-diphospho-sugar transferase
Exons: 4
Coding region: 64-978 (304 amino acids)
Biological process (GO): protein N-linked glycosylation; cell wall mannoprotein biosynthetic process
Cellular component (GO): membrane; Golgi apparatus
Molecular function (GO): alpha-1,2-mannosyltransferase activity
Source: RefSeq, a predicted model, not a curated record
CGGUUACAUGAUCAAGCCGUUUUGUACGAGCGCCGUCUUGAAGCCGACAUUUCCCAGACCAUCAUGCAAUGCCCCUACACCGCAGCCAUUGUUUAUUUGGUGAAGGAGUCUCAAGUCAGCAAUCUCCUCCUCUCGCUUUCUCUACUCUGGCAUAAUGUUCCAAUGCAAUGCUCCUAUCCCAUCGUGCUUUUCCAUGAUGGCUACUUCCGACCAGCAUACGUCCAGCGCGCGUUUCGUGACAAGUUGUUGCUGUUGCUGAUGGGACGAAUGGAAAAGGACGGACACGGUGUUGUGUUGAAAAUGCUGGAGGCGAUCAACGGGAUCGAGUUUAUCGAACUGGAACCAAGACUUCCAAGAGGCGUGAGCAGUAAUAUUGAUGUCGUCGACCCGGUAUUUCCGGACGUUUGGCCGGGUUAUCAUCAUAUGUGUCAGUUCUUCUUCUCUGGUAUAUUCGAGCAUCCCCGCAUUCGGAAUCUCGACUACUAUCUUCGUCUCGACACCGACUCGUUCAUCGUCGAUCAAGUGUCUUACGACCCCAUCGGGGCACUUUUCAAGGAUAAGAAGAAGUACGGCUUUGUGGCAAUCGCAACGGAUCCACAGUUUGUCACCGAGGGGUUCUUCCCUUUCGUUCAAGCAUUCGUGGCGCGUCGUCCCGAGAUAAAAACCCAGCUAGAAAAGAAUGGCUGGAAGUACCCCGACAGCCAGCGACCAUUCACGUACCAGAAUAACUUCGAGGUGGUACAUAUUCCGAGCUUCCGCACCCCUGAAGUGAUGUCCUGGGUGAACAUUGUCAACCGGAAUCCGCUGCUGAUUUUCAAGUACCGUUGGGGUGACGCACCGCUCAGAUAUGCAACGACGCAUAUGUUCUUUGAUGUCGAACACGACGUUGAAAUGUUCUGUGACCUGCCUUACUAUCAUCAGGUGCACAUACCAAGCUGCUCUUACGCAGACAACAGUACGCUCUCUCAGACAUUCUGA